Molecule: messenger RNA, 2355 nt
Organism: Diprion similis
Lineage: Eukaryota; Metazoa; Arthropoda; Insecta; Hymenoptera; Diprionidae
Product: zinc finger protein 771-like
Exons: 2
Coding region: 459-1565 (368 amino acids)
Biological process (GO): regulation of transcription by RNA polymerase II
Molecular function (GO): RNA polymerase II cis-regulatory region sequence-specific DNA binding; DNA-binding transcription factor activity
Source: RefSeq, a predicted model, not a curated record
AAAAGUGGAGUGUAAAUUUGAAAAAUGUAAUUUUUCUAACUGUAUUUUUACUCCCAAAGUGCCGGAUACUGGACGAGGUAUACGGCCACUACGGCUGCAUCGGACUCCCACAGACAUCCGGUUUUUUCGUCUAGUUAGCUGAUAAAAAUUACAUCCCAAAAGACAAUAAAGAGUAUGUAAACUGGCAGUAUAUUACUGAAAUUCAUGUAAGCUUAUUUCAUGCAAAUAUAGCCAAUAAUUGUGGCUCUGUAUACUGCUGUUAUUAAUCAGCAGUGUUCAAUGAGGCCGUACGGGAUAGGAUCGACCAAUCAGAAUAUUCGGUGGAUUGGUACGUGGGAUAUGAGCAGCUUGUCAAGCGCAACCUGACUCUGCUCCCCCAUCAGCAAACCGCCCAGCAACCGCAGCCCCAGCAGCAGCAACAGCAGCAGCAGCUGGUUCACCCCCAACAAGCUGACAUCAUGACAUCGAUGUUCGAACAACAAAUUAAAAGCGAGCCAAUGGGAUUUUAUUCGGUUGCCUCAAGCCGUUCAGAUGGUUCAAAUUCAAUGGUCAAUUUGUCGGAUGACCGAGAAGAGCUUUCUCAGCAAGAAGCUCACUUGCAGCCUCAACAGCAACAGACUCUGCAACAAACGCUGCAACAACAUCAACAGCAGCAGCAGCAACAGCAGCAGCAGCAGCAGCAACAACAGCAGCAGCAGCAGCAGCAGCAGCAACAACAGCAGCAAGGUCAGCCGGGACCUCAGGUUCAGCAAGGUCAAGGAGUACCGCAGACAGCUCCGACGCGUCAGUCAACGGGCCAACAAACAGUGAAGGAGGGAUCGCGUUCUAAACCGCAAGCCUGUAAGGUCUGUGGAAAAGUCUUAUCUUCAGCAUCGUCGUACUACGUUCACAUGAAGCUUCAUUCGGGAAAUAAACCUUACCAUUGUACCGUUUGCGAGGCAAGUUUCUGUCGCAAACCGUACUUAGAAGUACACAUGCGAACCCAUACAGGCGAACGGCCGUUUCAAUGCGAAUUGUGCCUAAAACGAUUCACCCAAAAAAGCAGCUUGAAUACCCAUAAACGGGUUCAUACCGGGGAACGACCUUAUGCCUGCGAUAUAUGCCAAAAACGUUUUGCUGUCAAGAGCUACGUUACUGCUCAUCGCUGGAGUCAUGUAGCAGAAAAACCUCUGGUGUGCGAUCGAUGCUCACUUACGUUUACAUCUAAGAGCCAAUUUGCGAUCCAUAUUCGUACUCAUACUGCGAGUACUACGUACGAAUGCAAUAUAUGUGGUCGCACUUUUGUACGUGAUAGUUAUCUUAUUCGGCAUCAGAAUAGAGUACACCGCGAUUUGAAUCAGGGCAGCUCGAACCACAAUCCGACGACUCCCCAAAGUACCGGUGGCGGAGGCUCUACGGCUGGAUUUGAAAGUCCUGUCUGUGAUCUGCGCUACAGCGAAGGUCCAUCGUCUUUGGAUCCGUUGGGGGGAACAAAGGGUGGCAUCGCCGCCGAAAUCGCUAGCCUAACCAAGCAAAAUAGCUUACAGCUACCUCUUCCUCUACUUCACCCGCAGACAACCAACUAGUGUUUAGAUACCAGCGCGUCUCAGCCCUUGCAAUUGCAACAACCUCCACAGCAAGUAGCGUGUUCUGCCUCGGCGUGUACGCCGUUUACACUUAACCCGCCACUGUCGCACGAGCACACCACACCACAGAGUGUCUACCAAACGACGGGACUUGCUACUAUGGAUACGGCGAGCUCUCGCUUCUAUUCCCAUAUUCCUUUAACUCCUUCGGAAUCGCAUCAUCACACGCAUCAUUCGCAUCAGCUCCAUAGACCUAUUCCUCCACCUGGUCUUCAUCCUGCGCUUUAUCUCUAUGCCCAAUAUAGCAAUACCAGUGGUCCUUUGGCAUAUCCUGAGUAUACCCAACCCAGCAAUUGAAAUUGAGUUUAUGCUAGCAUUAUACAAUGCCACCUCGUUAUAUCGCGGGCUUCGGGGCUAUGGAGGAGUAGAACCACAAUAUAAAUAAUUUCCCUACUUCGUGCUGCGCUGUAGCCAUAGGCUGGCCCACUGCUCACUAGCGCACAGUCGCGUAGUAUGGGUUGGGCUGCAUAGUAAUCAAGUAAAUGAAAUAGCGUAAUGCGCACGAGCGGUUGGUAAGGGAAUAAGCUUGGAGGAAUAUUUACCAACCGCGAUAUACCAAGGCGCGAUAUAUCGAGGUGGCAUUGUACUCAAUUCUGAUGUUGUUAGUUGAUGCCAAUCAUGUUCUCAAAAAUAUUAUUCUUGUUUAGAUUUUUUUUAUUGGGCAGCUACGUUGUUUGGAAGAAAUAGAUUUGCAACAGACUAUACAAAACUGACUUCCUAAUUUUUCAAG